This is a messenger RNA of Haliotis rufescens (red abalone), 4945 nucleotides long. Its product is annotated as serine/threonine-protein kinase D3-like. The coding region runs from base 471 to 3038 and encodes 855 amino acids. Lineage: Eukaryota; Metazoa; Mollusca; Gastropoda; Lepetellida; Haliotidae. Gene Ontology annotation, molecular function: protein serine/threonine kinase activity; ATP binding. The record is from RefSeq and is a predicted model, not a curated record. Gene Ontology annotation, biological process: protein phosphorylation. The transcript is spliced from 23 exons.
GUCGUAAAAAAGGAGUUGCCGUUCCAGACGUGUUUAGAAAAGAUCUUUUGCUUCUAAGAGUACGUCAUAGCCACAUGUUGAAAAUAUACAAGACACUUUUUAUUGGUCGUCCGUUUUGGAGCGUGGGCGGGGACUUUGACAACAUCGUCGUAAGGCAGUCUGGCGGGUAAGGUUGGGGAAAGUAAAUCACCUGUCACUUGUAUUGGUCUCGACCAUAUUACGCCUGAGCGAGGUCGACUCGGAUCUGAGUAGUUCUCCAUUACUGCUACAAACCUCGACAACAUCAGAAGCACGCGGAGGUUAAUUAAUUUAAAUUCACGGAUGUUACAAGAGGAACACGCCGUUGUGUGUCAGUGACACCAAAUCGCCACCGCUCUCAAGCAAGCGGUGUAGAGGAGCUUAGCUGUGCCAUUGAGCAGGUCCAUUUCUCUGUAACAGGUGAUAAGAGGGACACUCUCGCAUAUGGCAUCAUGUCCGAGUCGCUCUCAAAUGAUUUACCUAAGAAGUUUUCAUUUUGGAUGCAAAUUGGACUUACUCGAGAACAGAUUAAUGUGGAAGGCGAACUGUCUUUAGCUGGCUUAAAGGAAGCGGCGUGUUCUUUCGUGGACCGAAAGUUCCCUGAACAUGGCUUCUACAACCUUGUGGACAAGAUUCUGUUGUUCCAACACAACCAGAGCUGUGCCAAUGUCCUGCAACUCAUUGAUGACCCCAGCACCAUCGGGGAGGCCAGUCUUGUGGAAGUUGUACUCUCAGCCCAGGCCACUAUGGAGGAGCUCCAGAUCCGACCGCACUUGCUGUUUGUCCAUUCCUACAAGUCACCUCACUUCUGUGACUUCUGUGGGGAGAUGCUGUUUGGACUUGUCAAACAGGGACUCAAGUGUGAAGGCUGUGGACAGAAUUUCCACAAGCGCUGUGCCUACAAGAUCCCGAACAACUGCAACCAUCAACGCUAUCGACGCCAGUCCUCGGGGAGUGUGUCGUCCAAUGUGUCCUUCACUUUGCCUUUACCAGAGCCAGCCCUGAAUGACAAAGACAAUCUCCUCAAUGUGCCGAGUCCUACCGCUCCCCCUUCCCCAGGGAGUGGUCGGUCCAAGUCCUGGAGUGGCCGCCCCAUGUGGCAGGAGAGGGAGUUCGCCAAACGCAUCAAGGUGCCUCACACGUUCAUCGUCCACAACUACACCCGCCCCACCGUGUGCCAGUGGUGCAAGCGACUACUCAAAGGCCUUUUCAGACAAGGAAUGCAGUGUAAAGAUUGCAAGUUCAACUGUCAUCGGAAGUGUGCUCCAUUGGUGCCGAAUGACUGUGCUGGUGAGCUGCCAUACAGGAUAGCUAUGGAAAUGGACUAUGACACACAACAAAUAGUCCGAAUUGAUGACUAUGUUGAAACGUUUGGCAGUCCAGAGACUGAGAGCUUGAUUGAGCCAGACAUUGCCGAAGGUGACCAAGAUGAGUUCUCAACUCAUGGUGACGAAAACUGCCAACAGGAAUUUGAGGAAAAUGAAGAUGGGCAACAGAAGCCCCCUCUCAGUCCCACCCAGAGCAGCAACAUCCCCCUGAUGAGAGUGGUACAGUCCGUCAAAAACACCAAGCGGACCGGGUCCAAGAUCAUCAAAGAGGGGUGGAUGGUGCACUUCACCAACAGGGAUCAUGUUAGAAAGCGACAUUAUUGGAGACUCGACACAAAAGUUAUUACCAUGUUUAUGAAUGAAAAUACCUCAAGGUACUUCAAGGAGAUUCAACUGAACAGCAUUGAGGGGGUAGAACCUGCUAAAUCUAAACAUAUUGACCCCGCCCGACCACCACAUGUCUUCGAGAUCCGAACAUCGAAUGCUAUCUACUGCAUUGGGGAAGACCCAACAUUUGGACAUCAGGAGAACAACAUUGUAUCAUCGACGGAGAGUGGCAUCGGACUGGAGCAGGCCAAACACUGGGAGCAGGCACUGAGACAAGCCUUGAUGCCUGUAACACCAACCUCCAGUGUCAUGAGCAUGGUGGGAGGUGAGAACCAGAACAAUGGCACCGAUGGAACCGCAUCACAGAAACCGCCGGAUGUCAGCCAGCUGUACCAAAUAUUUCCAGAAGAUGUCCUUGGAUCGGGACAGUUCGGAAUAGUUUAUGGAGGCCGACAUCGGAAGACAUAUCGGGAUGUAGCCAUCAAGGUUAUAGACAAGAUGAGAUUCCCAACCAAGCAGGAGGCACAGCUCAAGACUGAAGUCUCCAUAUUACAGAAUUUGCAUCAUCCGGGGGUCGUCAACCUAGAGCAGAUGUUCGAAACACCUGAGAGGAUCUUUGUGGUGAUGGAGAAGCUGAAGGGAGAUAUGCUAGAGAUGAUACUGUCCAGCCCGAAGGGUCGACUCAGUGAGAGAGUCACCAAAUACCUCAUAUCACAAAUCCUGGUUGCCUUAAAACACCUACACAACAAGAGCAUUGUCCACUGUGAUCUGAAGCCAGAGAAUGUACUGUUGUCAUCGGAGACUGCAUUCCCACAGGUCAAGUUAUGUGACUUUGGAUUUGCAAGAAUCAUUGGUGAAAAGUCUUUCCGUAGAUCUGUUGUGGGUACCCCUGCCUAUCUUGCCCCGGAGGUGUUGAAGAGGAAAGGUUACAACCGGUCACUGGACAUGUGGUCAGUGGGUGUGGUCGUCUAUGUCAGUUUAAGUGGCACCUUUCCAUUCAAUGAAGAUGAAGAAAUCAGUGACCAAAUCCAAAAUGCUGCCUUUAUGUACCCCCCCAGCCCUUGGAAGGAAAUAUCUCAGGAAGCUAUUGAUGUCAUCAGCAACCUCCUGCAGGUUAAGAUGAGGAAGAGAUUCACUGUCGACAAGUCUCUCUGUCACGUCUGGCUUCAGGAUUACCAGACUUGGUGUGACCUGCGUAUUCUGGAGACCCAAGUCGGCUUGCGCUAUCUCACCCAUGAAUCAGACGACGAAAGAUGGGAACAGUGGCGCCGAGAAAAGAAUCUCAAACUUUGGCCUGAGGUCGGACAGAAAGGUGUGAAUGAAACGUAUAACCUCAGCAAGUUGCGUGACAAACCCAAGUCUUGAGAUCUGUUCACGUAGAUAGUAACUGAUAUUCUGUGACCUUGACCUCUCAUUGUGACCUUGACCUCACAAUGUGUCCUUGAUAACUUGGAGGAUGGGAGCCCAGCGCAGUGAUGCAGAACGUGGUGGAUUGGGCUUGCAAGAUCAGGUUCAACGAUCUGCUAGAAGUCAUGUUUAUGUUUUGAACUCUGAACUUGUAUGUGUCAAUAUUGUGUGAAUGAUUGUUAAAUUUGGGAUGCACCGAAGUCCUGCAUUCUACCAAAGCCUUGCUCUACUUUACGAACUUGCUGUCGUAUGUCUGUCUGUUUGUCUGUUGAUCUUUGCUGGUCACAUACCCUGGAAUACUCUCACACCAUCUUUUCUUCUUGGCAGCAUAGACUUAUGGUUAACAGUCCUUGUUAAUACAGGCAUGAUAUUGAAAUCGGGCAUUGGUAGUAAAUAUCUCCGAGGUAGCAUCAAGACAAGCUUCCUCAAAAGUGCUUACAGAAAACCUAGAUCGCCCCAAAAGAAACAAUAAGCUGAGUCAGUGAUAAUAAGGACUUGAUAAAAACACGCACAAACAAAUGUGGGACGGAACUGAGAAAAAAUGUGGACAUUUGUGUGUAUAUCGGGUAUGGUUGAGUUCUGCAUAAUGAAGGCUGCUCAGACGGCAGUUUUUUGUCAAUAAAAAUGAUUGUCAGGGAUGGAAAAUUAGUACCGGUGCUUCCUGUAGAUCAGUAGUGUUCUCUUUCUCACAAGAACAAGCUCAUUUUGACUGAAAGUUAAGUGUUACUGCUUUUUGAGGUGGCUGAGUCCACCCAAACUGUUGUAUAGAUCCUGCCAGCUGACAUCUUAAUCAAAUGUGUAUAUAGUCAUCUCAUUUUCUCCUGAACAGUUUGCAGUGCUGUAUUGGUUAGGGAUGGACCUGUCUCCAUGGUGCCAGACCGGGGCAGGGUUCCGUUAAGCAGUUCUAACAAAUGAAAGUCAGUCUUGGAGUAAUGAUUGUUGUAGCACAAAGAUUACUUUCUGGAACAGGGUCAGGUCUUGAUUAUGUCCUGUGUGGAAUCAGUCAUUGUGUAUGCGGAAAUCGACUGCAAGAGGAAUCUACUAUCUGAAGUAUUCAUGGCUGUCGGCCAUUGUUUUUGUGUACAAUUCCAGUUGAAUAUUGCUGUAAACUUUUGAUCAAAGCUACUAAACCCAGAUCAAUUUACCUUAUUUAGUCUGUUAAGAAUGCAAACUCUUAUCAAUUCAGUUUACAUUUAGACCCAUUCUGUACAAUAGGCCAGGUUGGCUCUUAUUUCUAGAUCUUUCCUUUAGAUUUCUCCGGUACCUAUGAUGAGAAGGUACAGCUUAGCUUUGUGAACAGUCAACUCUAGUGGAGAGAAAUCAUUAGCUAACCCAGCUCUUAAUAGAGGAAAUACGCUAUCUUCUUCUUUUACAGACUAGAAGAGUGAAAAGACGUGAAAAAUGCAGUUUGAAUCAAAAUUUGUUAUUUGUAAACUAUCUUUUUAAGAAAUGUAGCCUCAAAGCAACUGAUUUUUAGAUUUGUAUUUUGCUUCCUGUCACAUUGCCCCAGAAAUUUGAUAAAACAAGGAACUAAGUUGAUCUGGCCUGUACAUCCAUCCUGGUUCUGUCUGUAUAACACAGGAUAUAGCUGAGGUAAUAGAACAUGUAGAACAUAUUGGUCAUAGUUCUAAUUAUCAACUCCAUUGGUUAAUUUUAUUUGUAAUAUUCUUGAAGAACUGGAAUUUACUUGUGCAACAUUGAACUAACAAAGAACAAUGGUAGGGACUGUUAGUCAAGUCGUAUAUACCAUAUUCGACGUAAUAAGCGCCCCGCUCUAAUAAGGGCCAUGGCCAUAUUUGCUAAUAUAUUGGCUAGUGAACAAUCCCAAUUAGCACCCCUUCCGAUUGAUCAAUGUACACAAGACU